CCUAUAAAUUAUUCUAAAAUGUGAAUAUGUUUGAGGAAGAUGACUGGAGCAUAUCUGGCAACGCUACUGAUGUUGACCAACUCGAAAGAAAUCAAAUCAGAUCUACGGUACUACAAGUAUCAUUAUGGAUAUACACAGUAAUCGGACUUUACAUUUUAAUAGCUCUGACUGUAUAUGAACGGUCUGCGUACCUAAAACGGAAACAUGAAAGUGUGAGUUUGGUUCUCGCUAGCAAAGGAUCAUCAAAACGAUACGGAAUAUACUUACGAUCAGUAAACAUUGCUGCAGCGGUUAUAUUUCUUUGCAGAACGGCUCUUGAACACGCAGAAAUUUUGAUUGAAGUCAACACAACAUACGAACAUUGUAAUCAAGUCGUGCAAACAAAAUUCGUGUUUUCUGGUCUGUUUUUCUGUGCGAUUUACCUGUUCCUAUGGAUAAGGCAAAGGAUGUGUUACAACAACGCCCUAAUGAGCCAUCUUACUUCAACACUGACGCACUUUUUUAGUUGGGCAAGCCUAGCGGCGUUACUCGCUGCUGAAAUCCUGACGACGGGGCUGUUCUUCACAAGAAAAUACAAGAGGACCAGCCUCGGGUGUGAUGUCAAUUCAACAUCAAUUCCUGCCUAUGUUGCCUGGGUUGUUUACGGAAUCACAACCGCAGUUUUUCAAAUCAUAUUCAUUGGCUUGUUCAUCUACCCGUUAUCAAGGCAACAAAGUUUAAUGAAGUUCCACAAACUAUAUAAAGAUAAAGCGCACAAGCUGAUGCCUUUAAUUAAACGAUCAUUAACGGCUUGUCUUGUGUGUGUAAUCACAAACCUAGUCGUUUCUAUAUUAGUUAUAACUAUUAAUGAACCCUAUAAUAUAGUUCCAAUACUGCUUUACGAUUUUAACUUAGUCGUGAACUUGCUUGCGGUAAUCUCGUCCUUUUCAAGAUGGAAGAUUAUACUUGCCCCAUAUACCCAUGCAGCUAAGAUUGCCAGUGUCGACGACAGCCACGGGUUUCAAACCGAGGAUCGUACCUCGUCAAAACGACAUAACAACGCACAAAGGCAAUGGAAAUUGGUUCGUAUGGCUGUUGAACGAACAUCCAGCGUCUUUACGAUUAGUAAUAAUUCGGUUUCGUCACCAGAGGACGCCACAGAGGAUAAAUCAGUUGCCAAAUCUGUAGGCAAUUUGUUUGCGAGCUCAAGUUCCAAUAUCACGGCAAAAGGGGCGUCGAGGUCUGUCUCGUGUGAAUGAACACAAAAUAUGACCAUAAAAUGUAAAUUAUUCUUAAAUAUGGAAUUUUUACCUCUAAUGCUCCAGACUGUUUGGUUCCCUUAUUCAGAGCUAUCAAUAAAUUGCCCUCCCAGGACAAGCCUGUCGCGUCUAUCUAGUGCACCGAUUCUCAAUCAGUGGGCCAUAUCCAACUGCUGGUGCACUGCAACACUUUCAGAUUGGCCACAAACCACUAAAAAUUGCUAGAGUGAUUGAUAAAUUCAUUGUCAUUUGUGUCACUAUUUUGAUUGUAAUGGUGAUGAACAAUAUUACUGUUUUUUGUUACUGAAGGGUAAUUUCCAUUCUAAUUAUUAAGGGAAAGUGUCUAUUUUUGCGGACAUAGUUUUUAGAUUUUCUUCUGUUUGUCCCUUGCACGGAAAGUUCUGUACGAUAUUUUUUGUAAGGAAAAUGUGCCACAAAAAAAGGUUGAGUGACUAGUAUGAAUAAAUCGCAAAACAUGACCAAGUCAUGUGAAACGACCAUGGGCAAAUAUUGAAUUCUACAGCUCCAAUGCUCCCAACGGUGGUUCGAACAAUUAUCCAAAUAUGGCAAUGGAUUUGAUAUCCUAUUAAAUUGAUAUUUUACCACAUUCACUUGGAUUCAAAGUAGGAUAGGAUUACAUAUUUAUCCCGGGAUAGAGGAAAGUCGAUAAGACGAAUUAAAUAGCGAACAACGGCCUUUUGUCCGGUUACCAGACCAUGUCGAGUAUGGGGUUGGUUAGCCAGUUAUUUUUUUUCAGAUGCAUGGACUCGAUGGUGAAAGAAGCCAUAACUGACCAACGGUUACAUGAAACACCCUACGGCGAGUCGCCCAGCAAUCCCCUCGCACAUAAUCUUCCCUUCGGGUUUCGAACCUAAGAACCCACGCAGGGUAAUAGUAGAUGCGUGGCGAGCGUAUUCCUAACGCUGCUUCACGAUGCGCCACACAGCCCAAUCACCGAAUGAGUUGUUUGUUACCUUUACCCUUCAGCACAUUAAUGAAUCGCCGUCAUGCUCAAACGAAAUGAACCUAAUUUGUUCGCUAAUUUUCUCUGUGGAAUAAGAUGUUCUCUUUACCUCCUGGCACAUUGAUAGUAAUUCGCACUUUUGAGCGAAUUUUCGACAUUCUUGACUUGGUGGUUG
Styela clava is the source of this 2377-nucleotide messenger RNA. The record is from RefSeq and is a predicted model, not a curated record. NCBI's taxonomy places the organism in Eukaryota, Metazoa, Chordata, Ascidiacea, Stolidobranchia, Styelidae.